This is a messenger RNA of Solanum verrucosum, 2998 nucleotides long. RefSeq lists its product as uncharacterized. The coding region runs from base 25 to 2997 and encodes 990 amino acids. NCBI's taxonomy places the organism in Eukaryota, Viridiplantae, Streptophyta, Magnoliopsida, Solanales, Solanaceae. The record is from RefSeq and is a predicted model, not a curated record. Gene Ontology annotation, biological process: regulatory ncRNA-mediated gene silencing. The transcript is spliced from 4 exons.
CCGCAGUUGAGUAGGAGUGGGUUAAUGAUGAGAGAUGAAGAAUUUAGUGACAGAGGUGAUAUUAGGGAACCCCCAUUGAGGAGGAGUGGGUUAAUGGUGAGAGAUGAAGAGUUUAAUGAUAGAGGUGAUAUGAAGGAACCCCAGUUGAGGAGGAGUGGGUUAAUGGUGAGAGAUGAAGAAUUUAGUGACAGAGGAGAUAUAAGGGAACCCCAGUUGAGGAGGAGUGGGUUAGUGGUGAGAGAUGAAGAAUUUAAUGAUAGAGGUGAUAUAAGGGAACCCCAGUUGAGGAGGAGUGGGUUAAUGGUGAGAGAUGAAGAGUUUAGGUAUAGAGGUGAUAUAGUGCAGCCUCAGUUGAAAUCGCCGCCUGUUUAUCACCAAGCGCAUGAAAAGUCUCAACAACAUCAUUAUCAGGCUUCUUUGAGUAGGGAUGAGGAAGAGAGUAGAAGAUAUGAGUUAUUUGAUUACGAGGACAGAUAUGAAGCUGCACGCCGCACUGGUGUGGAUUAUGAUUAUGAAUAUGAAUGUGCUAGAAGUGUUCAGGGCCAUAAUGUGAAUAUAGAGAGAGGUGGUGUGCAUCAUUUUGAGUUGGACAGACAUAAACAGUUGGGUUUGGAAGAUGGGUUAAGCCGAGGAGCUCAUAGUUUGCCCUUUGAUUCUCAAUCUGCCACAAAGUAUGUGGAGACUGCAAGGGGUCCUUUAUCAGCCCAUGUGCAACCCCAAGAGAUUAGGCUUAGGGAUGAGAUUGCUUGUUACCCUGAUCCUUUCCUUCUAGAUAAAUUGUCGGCAAUUGAAAUGCUUGAAAGAGAGGAAAGAACUAGAUUUCAUCCCAAAGAUGUUUCACGCUACACGGAGCCAGCGUUGCAGUCUAAGGAUCUUGCUCUCCCCUCUCAGUAUAAGGAAUGUUUGGCCACAUCCUCUGGAACCUCUAGGAUGAAUUAUGCCCCUAUGAUUCAAGAUGAUAUGCAUUUGCUUGGGGAUAUUCAUUCAAGAUUUUCCACAAAGCUUAGACAGCCGUUAUAUCUCAAUGAAUAUGAGGAAAAUCACAGUUAUAAUACGCUGGAAGAUUAUGCAGCUGGCCAUAAGGGACUGACAAGCUACCAGUCUGAUAAAGUUAGUUCUCUUAGGGGUGACAAUAUGGAUCAUGUAUAUCCUAAAGGGAGACCAAGAGAUACUAGUGAUUAUGGUCAUUCAUAUGUAAGGACUACUUUGCCUGAACAGGCAGUACUUGACAAUAGGCAUGCUCGGGCACAAAUUCUUUUGGAACCCCUUGGAGAGAAUAUUAGUGACAAUGAGUUCCCUCGAAGAGAUGUCAUCAACAGUACAUCAUGGGAUCACCAUUCUUUGAACAAACAACCAGUUUCAAUGAGCUUUUUUGAUGGCAGAUCAUUAGCGAGAUCAACCCAAGGUCAGUUUUAUUUGGAUUCUAAUGAUACUAAUGUUGAUACACAAAAUGUAAGAGAAUCAGACAUAGAAAAUUUGGAUGUUCCCUGUCAUGAAGAGAUUCAUAUAAGGCGACUGGAUCAUAGCAGCAAGGACGAACAUUCUAAUUUCUAUGCUGAGAGGGGGAGGAGAUCACCCCGUCUUGAACAUGAAAUGGAAAUGCUUGGAGAUAGGGUUCGUCCAAAGAAGAUUGAAUCGGGUGUAAUUGAAUGCAAUGGUCAUCCAAUAAAGUCAGAGAAGAGGAAGUACAUUUUAGAUGAAGAAAUGAUGGGGCACAGUUCUGGACGGAUUGUGUUCAGUGAUAGGAAGAAUAACAUUAACAGAACUCAAGAUAUAGAUUACAGGAACGAGGUGUGGGAUGAUCAAGAUGCUAGCUGCUUACUGUCUCCGGAGAACUUUGAGGAUGAUAAAUGGCUUGGAAAGCCAGAAAGGUUAUACAGCAGAGACCUUAACGGUAGAGUUGCUGCCACUAAUGGCUUAUUGUCAUAUCGUGGUUCAAUAAAUCAGGGAAAAGGAUACCUUAUUAGACCAUAUAAUCCUGGUAAAAAGCAAAAGGUGUAUGAGAAUCCCAGUUCACUUAGACAGUAUGUUUCAAUUCAAUGUAACAAGAAACAUCAUCUUACAAAAAAUGUUUGGAUAAGAGACAAAGAUGAUAAACAAACAGAAGCGUCUGACCAUGUGGUGAAAGAAUUAAAGGAUCAGGUAGCUUGUGCAAAACCUGAGUUGCCUGAAGACUCAAUUGAAUUUACGCAAUUGGUACAUAAUUUCUCCCUAUCUUAUACCAAAAAGUUGAAUGAGAGUGUUGCAACUCAGAAAAGAUACAAGGAGCAAGGCAGGGCUGGUGGCUUAUUCUGCAUUGUUUGUGCCAAUAGUCAAUUGAAAGAGUUCAAAGAUACUCGAUCCUUGGCAGUACAUUGUUAUAUGUCGCAAAAGGUGUGGUUGAAAGCAAAACACUUGGGUCUUCACAAGGCAAUAUGUGUCCUCAUGGGGUGGAACAAUGAUGCACCCCCUGAUGGCAAACUAUGGUUACCGGUGGCUGUUCCUGCCCCUAAUGCUUUAGCCCAGAAAGAAGAUCUUAUUCUCUGGCCACCAGUGGUUGUUAUACAUAACUGCUCUGGAUUGGUAACUGGCCUAGAUGGGCAAAAAGUUACGACUACUGAAGCUGUUGAGAACUUUCUAAGAGGUAAAGGUUUUAGUGGUGGUAGAAUGAAGGUUUGUAUGGGGAAGCCUGGUAAUGGCAGUGUAUUACUGGUGAAGUUCUUGGGCACUAUUCCUGGCAUUCAGGAUGCAGAAAAGCUUCAUAACUACUUCAUGGAAGAAGAGCGUGGAAGGAAAGACUUUAGAGUAAUAACUACAACCAAGGGAAAAGGCAUCGACAACAGAAAUGUGAAGGGGGGUAAAGCUGAGGAAAUUUCGUUCUAUGGAUUCAUGGGAAUAGCUGAAGACUUGGAUAAAGUUGAUAUUGACACCAAGAGGAGAAGUUUAAUCAAGAGCAAAAAGGAGAUUCGUGAUUUUGUAGAUGCUCCUGUCAAAUCUGAGGUGAAGAUUAAGGAUUAAA